Messenger RNA from Theobroma cacao (cacao), 648 nucleotides. NCBI's taxonomy places the organism in Eukaryota, Viridiplantae, Streptophyta, Magnoliopsida, Malvales, Malvaceae. The record is from RefSeq and is a predicted model, not a curated record.
AUGGUAAUGGCCGUACCUUCAACUGCAUUGAUAGCCAUAGACAAAGAAAAAUAUUGCAAUCUCAUAAAUGGACCCUCAAAUUCUUUAAAUGCCGAUCAUGGCGGUGGCCAUGGCAUUAAAGCAAUUUGGAACUUAAAUUCAAACAUUGCUCACAAGAAGGUUGUCACUAUAGAGGAGUCUAGGACCACCUUAAAUUGGAUUCCUGAACCAUGUCUCUGGGCUAGCCCAGUGGACCAAUGUUUCUGUCACAAAGAGCUCAUCAAGGCAGAAUCUCUAUUGCAUCAUCAAAAGCUCCAAGCAUUCUGGAACCACCCUGCUGGUCCCAAAACCAUUCAUUUUUGGGCCCCAACUUUUAAAUGGCGUGUCAGCAUAGCCAAUGUUGCUGACUUCGCAAAGCCACCAGAGAAGAUCUCUUAUCCCCAGCAAAUAGCUGCUACCUGCACCGGACUAGUUUGGUCACGGUAUAGCACAGUGAUUAACCCGAAGAACUGGAACCUUUUCUCUGUCAAUAUUGCAUUGUCUGGAACUGGCUUGUAUCAACUCUCACGCAAGAAUAAGAAGGAUUACUUUUCUGAGGGAGAGGUAGCAGCAAUGGCCAAAGAAUGAUUGACAGUAACCAAAAAUUGCAGGCAAUCACCAUGAUUUUGG